UAAGCUUGUUUUUGAGUCCGGUCCAGUCACAAAAAUUAAUGUUUCCAUAGACAAAACGAUUAUUUGCUAUCUUCGGAGCAUUACGUGGGAAUCAAUCAAAUUAAACUCUAUUUUUUACGUGAUAAAAUUGAAAUCAGUUUUGGUGAUUUUGGUUUUGGAAGUUCAGUCAUUUACCAAAGUGGGCCGUACCCCGGGCCGUCAACUUAACACAAAUCGUCAAAUUCUACAUUCUUGUACAUAUUUCUGCUUUUCCGCCAAAGUACAGAGUCAUUCUAGAUUUGCCAAAAUGGCAGAGGGACAGGACGAACCCAAAAAAAUUACUAUUACAGUGAAAACACCGAAAGAAAAACAGCAAGUAGAGAUUGAUGAGGAUGCUGACGUUAAAAAACUCAAGGAAGUGUUGUCCCCUAAAUUCAGUGCAGAGCCGGAGCAGUUAUGUCUCAUAUUUGCCGGAAAGAUCUUGAACGAUGCCGACUCCCUGAAACAGCACAACAUCAAGGACGGGCUGACAGUCCAUCUCGUGAUAAAGACCCCUCCGAGGCCCGAGCCUGAGGGCGCUACACGACGCCCUCCAGCUGAUGUUGGUGCUACUCCAUUUGGUUUAAAUUCAUUGGGUGGAUUAGCAGGCCUAGAGAGUUUGGGUCUUGGCCAGAGCACUUUUAUGGAUUUACAGGCUCGAAUGCAACAAGAGCUCCUGUCCAACCCAGACAUGUUGAGACAAGUGCUGGACAAUCCACUGGUGCAACAGAUGAUGAAUGACCCCGAGAACAUGCGCACACUUAUCACUUCAAACCCACAGAUGCAGGAUCUUAUGGCAAGAAAUCCAGAGAUAAGUCACAUGCUGAACAACCCUGAGCUUUUGCGGCAGACUAUGGAGUUGGCUCGCAAUCCCGCCAUGUUGCAGGAACUCAUGCGUUCUCAUGACCGUGCCCUCUCCAACCUGGAGAGCAUACCUGGUGGUUACAAUGCUUUACAGCGUAUGUACAGAGACAUCCAAGAGCCAAUGUUGAAUGUAGCUAGCAGUAUGGCGGGCAACCCCUUCUCUGGACUAGUGGACAACUCUGAUGGUACAAACCCGCAACAGGGAGCUGAGAACAGGCAACCACUGCCCAACCCUUGGCAGCGUGGUGGCGGUGGUGGCGGCGGCGGUGCCGCGGGGACCGGCGGCACUGGCGCCGCACCGACCGGGCCCGGCCUCAUCAACACGCCGGGCAUGCAGUCGCUGCUGCAGCAGAUGUCUGAGAACCCUCGCCUCGUGCAGUCCAUGCUCUCCGCGCCCUACACCAACACUAUGCUCCAGGCCCUCGCCGCUGACCCUGACAUGGCAUCCCAGCUUAUUAACCAGAACCCGAUGUUCGCGAACAACCCCCAGCUACAGGAACAGAUCCGUACAAUGAUGCCGCAAAUGUUAGCACAGUUACAGAAUCCAGAGAUGCAGCAGAUGAUGUCCAACCCACAGGCCCUGAACGCGUUACUCCAGAUCCAGCAAGGGUUGGAGCAGCUCCGCACGGCGGCGCCGUCACUGGUGGGCAACCUGGGGCUGGGCGUGGGCAACGCCACCGCCACCCCCACCACCACGCCGCCAGCACCCGCCGCGCCGCCCAACGCACCCCCGCGCCAACAACAGAACUCUGAACUCUUCACGCAGUUCAUGCAGCGAAUGAUGUCGGCCAUGGCGAAUAAUCAGACGAAUUCAUCACAGCCGCCCGAGCAGCGCUACUCGCAACAACUCGAACAACUUACGGCUAUGGGCUUCCUUAAUCGGGAAGCGAAUCUGCAAGCACUGAUUGCGACAUUCGGCGAUGUAAACGCGGCGGUGGAGAGGUUACUAGCCCUCGGCCAGUUGUCCAUGAGCUAACACUCGAGCGCUUAGCAACUUAGACGUCCACUACUGCGGCUACGAUUUGCUUACACCAUCCUAAAACUAUAAUUUAGUUACAAUCUCACUACCAUUCGGGUCGAAAUCAAGUUCUUUUGUUUUGUAUCACAGUUAUUUAUUGUUUGAAGCUUAGUUACUCGUGAUCACGUGUGGUAUGUUAGAUGUCGUGAUAUUAUAUUUAGGGUAUGGGUGUGGCUUUUAGGCCCUUGACAUUGAUGGUCGCCAUGCAGAAGAAACAAGCUACAGUUUAUAAUAAAGUCUGCUACUUGCCUGAUAAUGAUCAAAUUAUCCAAUAUCUCGAUACAUCGUGUCCCUCAAUAAAUAGACUAUUAUAUUCGCUUGUUGGUGGUGCCAAGUGAGUUUGUAACAAUGUUAUAGUUACAUAUUUAUAUUGUUUAUGGUUUCGGUAAAAAAAUGUGUGAGUGAUGUAUUUGAAUUACUCUUUUAAAAUGGCAGGAUUCGAAAUAAGUGUGUUUUACAACAAGUAAUAAGUAUUGAAAAUACACUUAGACUUCACCUUCGUAUUUAUUAAAAGGUAAUUUCAAUAGUUAUUAAUAUGCAUACACUUAGUGGUAAUAUUAAAACGUGCAUAGUUUUUGAAUAACGUCAUUUUAUGGAAACACUACCACUUGAUUUUGUUUUGAAUGCAAUGGUGUAAGUAAGGAUGAGCUAGCGACAACAAAUCUACAAUAACAUAACACUCUUCAAAUUUAUUACCGUGUUUGUCGUUACGCACGUCUCAGUUUCCUUUAAUUAAUAUUGUAAUGAUAAAAAUUCAUUCCUUCUUGUUUUAGGCAAUACGCAAAAUUGUUGUUUAUACAUUAAGUAAUAAAAAAAAACUAGAAUUCCUGAUAAAAUCGUCAUUUUUUUAUUAUACUACUGUAAAGGAAUAUAAAAUAUAUUUCUACGAUUUAAUUUAAUGUAUUCUUGUUAUACUCUAUGUUAUCGAUGUGAACUCACUGGCGUAGAAUUACGUAAAUAAUAGGUUUAUGUAAAUAGAUUUGCUUCGAAAAAAAAUAUGUGGAAGAAACGCACUUACUUGCAAUAAAAGUUUAUCAUUUUGUCGAAAACUAUUGAUUUUUUGUAUAAUUUCAGUUUCUUCUUGAUUUUUUUACUUUAGUCACAAUUUAAUGGGGUAUAUAAGGUUGACUGAUUAUUUUGCAUUGUGUCAGGUUAAACUGAAUAUUGGUUGAAUAUGGACAAAAAUAUAUCAAUAUAACAAAAGACAAAAACACAAUUGUUUUCUUUUACAUGUAUUAAUUAUACAGGCAGCUUUUUAAGAUGAAUUUGAAACAUUGUGUUACUGCAGUUCUUAGAAUAACCUGAUAUACUUACUUAAAAAACUUGCCUGUAAAACAAUACCGACUAUGCUUGUUCUACUUUUUGUCUGCAGCCAUGUAAAAUAUAUUAUUUAUCUAUUUUCUUUUUGUGGUGGUAAAAUACUUUUAUAUUACACUUUUCUUUUGUAGCCUAUUGUAGUGGUUUUAUAGGUAAUUAAAUUUAAGUUGUAAAAAGUAUGAAAGAGUACUAAUGUUGCUCAUUUUUGUAGGGGAAUGUGUUAAAAUUACCCAGAAGUGAUGAAUCACUUUGUGUAUUAAAUAUUUCUUGUAUAGAGAGGCAUUGAUCAUAGGCGCACCUUUAUUUAUAAACAUAUCCUUUCUUCUACUAGAUAAUGACGUAUGUUUAUUGGCUUAUUCUUUAUUUUGAACAUGAGAAAAAUUUACGCAUUCCUGUUAUUCUUUUCUUAGCUAGCUUCAAUGCUUUGGACCCACAUUUUUACUUUGAAAUAGUAGUUGUUGAUUUGGCUUAUCAAAUUCAUGUUUUAAUUAAAAAGCGUGUGCUCUGUGAUGUGUUCUAGACUGCUAGAAUUGUUUAAAAUCGUAUGAAUCUGGGUGUAACAAUAUUAUUACGUGACAGAAUGCAAUUAUUAUAAAUAAAUUUAAA
Molecule: messenger RNA, 3823 nt
Organism: Spodoptera frugiperda (fall armyworm)
Lineage: Eukaryota; Metazoa; Arthropoda; Insecta; Lepidoptera; Noctuidae
Gene: Ubqn
Product: ubiquilin-1
Exons: 11
Coding region: 287-1858 (523 amino acids)
Biological process (GO): ubiquitin-dependent protein catabolic process
Cellular component (GO): cytosol
Molecular function (GO): polyubiquitin modification-dependent protein binding
Source: RefSeq, a predicted model, not a curated record